This is a messenger RNA of Triticum urartu, 329 nucleotides long. The record is from RefSeq and is a predicted model, not a curated record. NCBI's taxonomy places the organism in Eukaryota, Viridiplantae, Streptophyta, Magnoliopsida, Poales, Poaceae.
GAAAACCUAUCGUCAGGAAUUGGGGGUCAUUCUUUUCUUUCCGAACAAACAUUAUCAGUCUCUGGUUGUGUCGUGUUGCCUUGGAUCAUAUACACUCUAUUCGAUCAUGUACGGCUGUACACUCCUUGCCCUAUGUAUUUAUAUGUAGUAUUUGCCAUUCGUGAUCAAUCGCAGCCAUCUAGAAAAAUAAAAAUUCCCUCGCGUGCGCUCCUCCAUCACAUCCUCUCGCGUCGCAUGAUCCGGCGGGAGCGCUCUCGGUGAUGCCGCCGGCGAUCGCUUUGGCGUCGGCGUCGGCGUCGAUGCGCGGCGGCGAAGGCGCGAAGGGUACG